Molecule: messenger RNA, 2060 nt
Organism: Drosophila virilis
Lineage: Eukaryota; Metazoa; Arthropoda; Insecta; Diptera; Drosophilidae
Source: RefSeq, a predicted model, not a curated record
CCAGGAUUGCCAGCCUGGCGCUGCACAAAGGACUUAACUUAGUUUUGGUAUUUUUUAACUGUGACAUGCGUAUUUUCGACAAAAAGGACGAGAAAUGGCGAUGCGGAAAAACAUGUGUUAGCGCAAAAUCGAUGAAUAAACGCCAAAAGUUAACGUGGCGAGGCUUACUUACGAAAGUGCUUAACAAUAGUUAACAAUUAAUAAUUAUUGAUUGAAAUAUAGCAAAAAGAAUAAAACGUUGCAGUUUCUACUUCUUGUUUUCACGACGGCUGCAUAAUUGUACAUUUUAUAUAAUAAAUAUCGCGCAAAAAAUGGGCAUUCCAGAAACGCCGAAAACAGCAGCAACCACAACAACAACAACAACGACAGGCACAGAAGCGGCUAAUGAAAGCAAAAACGCUCUGACGUUAUGCACGUUUCAGGAAAUUUUCAAACAUGUAGAGCCGGAAGUGCAAAUCGAGGCGUUCGAGCUAGCGCAAGGCUCUGACCGCGGCGAUAACUAUACGGCAGCACUGUAUCGCAUCUGCCUAAGUGGGAAACGCCAACAACUAGAUGGCAGCACUCAUAAGUGGGAGCAGAACGUUAUAUGCAAGGUGUUGCCAGAGAGCGUUGUCCAAAGAGAAGCCUACAAGAGCGACAAGCUUUUUCGCAACGAGGUGGAAUUCUAUACCACAAUAAUGCCAGAGCUGGUUAAGUUUCAGGCCAGCAAAACGGGCUUAAACGCGCCAUUGUUUAAUUCCAUACCCAAAUGCUAUACAGCGAGGCAUGAUUUGCUCAUAAUGGAGGAUCUGCGCGUUCGCGGCUUUGAGAUGUCGGAUCGACACAAGGGCCUCAGCAUGGAGGAGACGCAAUCGGUUUUGCUGCAGGUGGCGCAGCUGCAUGCGCUCAGUUUAGCCUACAAGUUUGAGCAUCCGCUGGAGUUUACAAAAAUGUGCAGCACCAUCAGCGAGGGCAUAUUCUGCACAGCUAAUACCAGCUGGUACAAAAACUAUUACGAACGCCUGACAAAGAACGCCAUUAAAAUGGUAUCCGAUGUGCUGCCCGCGGACUCAAAGUACAUGCAAGCGAUGCUUAGCUUUGCGGAAAGCUCUUCCUUCUUCGGACAGAUGGUGGAGUUGGCUAGCGCCGAAUCGCCCUUGUCGGCCAUUUGCCAUGGCGAUUGUUGGGUUAAUAAUUUUCUGUAUCGCUACGAUCCGGAGGAUCGACAACGCGUUUUGGAGGUGGCGCUAAUUGACUUUCAGCUGGUACGCUAUAGUUCCAUAGCAUUGGACAUAGCCAAUCUUCUGUACUGCUGCACCACCAAGCAAAUGCGAGACGCUCAACUGAAGCCGCUGCUCAAAGUUUACACAGAGGAGCUGUACAAAUGGUUGCAAGUGCUGUGCAACGUUUUGCCAGAGCAAUGCAAUACACUGGAAAAGUUUCAGGAACUCUUUGCUCAGGAACUGAAAACCUAUGGACGAUUUGCCCUUGGACUGGCUAUGGACAUCAUACCCAUAAGUACGUGCUCAUCGGAGGAUGCACCUGAUAUGUAUUUGAAUCGCAAUGAUGACCUCGAUGGGGAUGUAGGCGCGCCCACUUUAAAUUUUCCGCCCAACGACCUGUGUCGACAGAAGAUGUCCGAAAUAGUGAUUGACAUGGUCGACAGUGACAUGCUCUAGAGGGUGGCCAGAGCACAACUGGAAGCCCGAUUAGAUCUAGUCUAUGCCACAUAAUUAGAGUUUUAGUUAUGCUCGGUUUGCAGUAUUUAUUUUGAACCUGUAGCCUCUUAUAUAAAAGAUAAUUUAGGUUAAUUAACAACGUUUAUGCCCACAAGGUUUAGGUUAGCCUAGUUUUAAAAUACUUCUCAACUCUAUGUUAACUGUUUACCGUUACGUUUCUCAAGCAGCCAACUUAACAACGUUGCAAUCUCUUAUGAUUGUAAUGAAAACUUCGAAAUGUGAAUUGUAUGCAUAAAAUAAUCUAGGUAUAUUUAAACACAGACAAUAGAAAACUUGUCGAGGCAUACUCGUUUUUCUAUAGCAAUUUCUUUAUACAAAGCAAUAAAUUACAAUCGAACUUAA